Megachile rotundata (alfalfa leafcutting bee) is the source of this 2879-nucleotide messenger RNA. RefSeq lists its product as uncharacterized. Lineage: Eukaryota; Metazoa; Arthropoda; Insecta; Hymenoptera; Megachilidae. The record is from RefSeq and is a predicted model, not a curated record.
AGCAAGCAGCAAACAUUUCAAUAUCUCUCCUCCGUUCCCAAGAAAAGAUGAUCCUUGAAGUUUCUCAACUUUCAAGAAUAUUUCGCUUCGGACAAGUAUAUCGAAAUUCUACACUGAUACGAGUCACUUGAAAAUUAUGCAAGAGAAAGUAUUGAAUUCACUGGUAACGUUGCUUGCACCACGAACAGAUAAUCCGUACAAAACGUUGACCCGCUGCCAUCGUGAGACAAUGCGACGUUACUUUGGUUGACGAACCAAAAACGCGGACGGAAUGGUGGUUAGUGGUUGGCGGUCAAGAGCACGCUCGGAGGAACCAGCUGAUUACGUGCAUGGUAUACGGGAAGAAACGUGUAAUUAAUUCGUGAGUUAGCGACAAUCGUAGACCGACAAUAUGAGAAACUCAACGCUGCUGAAAUGGGCACAAAACUCAGCAAACAGUAAAAACCAAACGAGUAAGAAUGGAACGAAUAGGAGCUGGAUACACCCACCGGACGCGCUCCAAAAAGGCCACAUCGCCUACUUAGUCAAGUACUUGGGCAGCACAGAAGUGGAUCAACCGAAGGGCAUCGAGGUCGUGAAAGAAGCCAUUUGUAAGUUGAAAUUCAAUCAACAGUUGAGGAAAAGCGAGGGUACGAAGACGCCGAAAGUAGAGCUCACUAUAAGCAUCGAUGGAGUGGCAAUUCAAGAGCCAAAGACGAAGACUUCGCCAAAACGGAUUAUGCACCAGUAUCCCCUGCACAGAAUAUCUUACUGCGCAGACGACAAGGGCGAAAAAAAGUUCUUCAGCUUCAUCGCGAAAGAAGAGGACGCUGAAAGACACACGUGUUUCGUCUUCGUCAGCGACAAAUUAGCGGAAGAAAUCACGUUGACGAUCGGUCAAGCGUUCGAUUUAGCUUACAGGCGGUUUCUGGAAACUUCCGGCAAAGAUUUGGAAACUCAAAGGCGUUGUAUGAUACUCCAACAAAAGAUAAAGCGACUGGAACACGAGAACAAUGUGUAUCGUCAACGGUUACAGGACAUAGCUGCUAUCAAAGGAUCGGCUGACGUAUCAGCUUACCUGUCGCAACACAAUCUUCCGGAUAUAUUGCACGUAGCUGGUGCUUCGAACGAGACAGCGCAGAUAAAUGGAUCGAGUAACAAGUCUUCUCUAGGCACGAGUAGCGACAGUAAUGGAAAUAAUACUACCAAUGGAUCACAACCGCCUCCAGUUCCUCCUAGAAGCUUCGAGAAAACCUUCGAUGAUAAUUUUAUGGGAAGCGAACCUACUCCCACUCCAUCAGUUGGUACCAAGUUAGAAGGACUUUUGAUGGAUGAAUUCGAGGAAGACUUUAAUCCCAGAGCAUACGAAAGCGCAUCUAAUGGAAUUGUGAAUCAUCAGACUAAUCAUAAUGCUCUUUUAAAUGGCCAGGUUUCUUCGAAUUCUAACUUCUUCUCACAAAGUAAUGGCAGUACGAGUCCGCCACCAUUACUGGCCCCACCACCCAAAGCUAAGGAUUCUAGGCGUCAAAAUGGAGUGAAAGAGGACCUAUUUGGCAGCGUUCCGUUCAAUCCUGCACCACCAAUGAACGCGAAAACUGAAUUCAAUGAUCCAUUUGAAAUGGGUGAAUUUGGUGCAACGACGGCGAUCUCAAAUCCCAGUCAGCAAGAAUUAGAAAAUGCUAUUGGUCUUUUAGAUAAAAAGUUGCUGGAAAUGAAGGAUGGUUUUAGUAGAGGUCUUUCCAUUGAUACCGACGAUUUUUCUUUGGAAAGCUUGGAUCCUCUAAGGAACUGAAUCGUAAACUUCUUUUUUUAUUACCGAGAUAAAGGGAACAAUCGAUUGUUCAUUAGCGAUCAUAAAACUACAGAGAAUGAAUAGGCAAAUUAGGAAUUACAUACAUUUAUACGAAACCAAAAUUAGUCAAUUACUAUUACGAUUAUGCUAAUCUUAUAUUUAUCGUAACGUUUGAUAUUUAUCGUAUGCCUAUUGAAUAUUGAUAGUAGCUGAAGUCUCGAUACAGAGAUGGUUUAUCGUGAAAAAGAUACAGAAAAACAAAUGGUAUUAAUACUCAAAUGAUCCUUUUAUUAAUACUGUUUGUUUUCUUUUAGAAAAGCUCGGAUUUUAUUGGAUUAGAAACAAACAGUAAUAUAAACUGUUUUAGAAGAAUCUCCUGUUACAAUUCGUAUAAAGGAUAGUGAGAAAAAAUUGAGCAUGUUACUCUGUUACAAUAUACUAUAUUACUACAUCCACAAAUGAAGGAACAAAUUAUUGUGUCUUUCUAUCGGUGUUUAAUGAACUGAACUGGAAGUGCCUUUAAAUUUCAGAAUGUCAAAUUUUAUAGACAAAUCACAUUUGUCACCGCCAAAUUUAUUUAAUUGAAAAAUGUUUAAGGAUACAGAUAGUUGUUUCUAUUACCGUAGGAUUCAGUUAAGAGAAAUUAAUAAUAUAUUUUUAUGCAAAUAUAUUAUAACUUAAGGUCGUAAUAGCGUCUGUACUUUUUUCCGAUGUAAGUCAGCGGACCACAAAAAAAUGAAAUACUAACUAAAAUAGCAAUAGAAAUAAUUCCUAUUAAUAGACGGAUGUACGUUUAAUAUCUGAAUCCCUUGUAUCGAACUCGUGCUUUAUCUUGCUUUAAUUGUUCUUCCACUCUAUGUUCUAAUCACUCCAACGAAAAAUGUUACUGGUCUGAAAAAUUUCAGUCAUGUUUUACAGACAUUACACUUUAUGCUGACAGUACAGAUUGAAUGCUACAUAAUCUUGAAGAGCAUACAAGUUAAUGUCUACUAUAAUAAGAAGAUUAUUAAUUGUGUACAUAUCAAAUGCUGUUUUAUUAUUGUUGCUCUAUUGUUUAAGCAUUAUCGUUAACAAUAAAAUGCGUGAAUGAUAUAAUGAUAAAACUGUA